This is a messenger RNA of Phlebotomus papatasi, 3546 nucleotides long. RefSeq names its product protein AF-9 (gene ear). The transcript is spliced from 5 exons. The record is from RefSeq and is a predicted model, not a curated record. Gene Ontology annotation, cellular component: super elongation complex. Gene Ontology annotation, biological process: regulation of DNA-templated transcription. The coding region runs from base 558 to 2690 and encodes 710 amino acids. Lineage: Eukaryota; Metazoa; Arthropoda; Insecta; Diptera; Psychodidae.
AGUCGAAUGAGUUUUUGUUGGGUUGUUAUACAGGAGCAAAAACAUCCUCCAAAUAUUGCCUUUUUCACGUAUUUUUACCCAAAUAGAAGCUACAAGAUGCCCCCAAAGUACAUUGUUGUCCACCCACUGAGCCAUCCACCCAAUUGGCCAUGAGAACUGUCGACUACCUGAGUGAUUAUAUGUGUGUCAAAGUUUUUAUAGUUCAAAAUAGUUGGGCUACUAUUUUGAUGCAAAUGUGCGUUCGCGGAGCUGUCAGAAGGAAAAUUUUGUGAAAUUUAGCGCAAAAAUGUAGAAUUAUCCGGGUUAAAAUGUAUUUUACAGUGGACAUUGUCUAACUGUGUGCAAGUGAAAAAGUUAAAAAGACGAUAAGAAGCAUUAAUUUGGGUGGAUUUUGUGGCAAUAUUGCGGAAAUUUGUGGUUAUAAGCCUCCCCUUUGGGCUUGAACUUGACACAAAUUUUCCAUGGAAAAGAGAUGCUCUUUCCCAUGAAAUUCUCGUGAAAUCACAUGCAGUGCGGUUUACCAAGUGAUUGCCGGAUACCGAAAAACCAAGUGAGAAAUGUCAGUGAAAGUUCUCUUUGAAAUUGGACACGAUUCGUCCCUGAAGCCUAAGCCAACUCCCGAGGGUUUUACCCACGACUGGGAACUCUUUGUUAGGGGAUGCGAUAAUCACGAUAUCAGCCACUUUGUGGACAAGGUGGUCUUCAAUCUGCAUGAGUCAUUUCCAAAGCCAAAAAGAGUUAUUAAGGAGCCACCUUACUCUGUAAAAGAGUCAGGAUAUGCAGGAUUUGUCCUCUCUAUUGACAUAUACGUUAAGAAUCGCGAAGAGCCCAAAAAGAUCACAUUCUCAUACGAUCUCGAUCUCCAGUCGACGGGUCCUAUGAUCCAGCGUAAACAGUCUGAAAAGUAUAUCUUUACAAAUCCCUCUGAAGAAUUCAGGAGGAAAUUGCUGAAAGGUGGUGGUGUAUUGUUGGCAAAUACCACAAGUAAUUUGGAUGAUAAAAGUAGGGAUUUUGAGGAACGUGCCAAGGGUAAAAUGAGUGCAAUUGGGGUGAAUGACACAGUGAAGAAGCACAAAAUGCGUCCAGAAGAUCCCUUUACGAAUCUCUUUGGAACACCCAUUACCAAAUCUUCAACAAAAGUAUCACCGGAUCCAAAGAGCAAAGCCUCACCAAAUCGCAUCAGUAAGCCACCACAGCCACAGAUUGGGGGUAAAUCAGCUGGUGAGAAGGCUCCGGGUGCCAAGGAAAAAGGCGACAAGGAAUCCAAAUCGAAGCACAGCAAACACAGUAGUCCGUAUCGGGAGAAAAGUAGCGAUGCAAAGGAAUCCCGGAAGGGUGAGGAAAAGUAUGAAAAACGGGAGGAGAAGAAGAAAGACAAGAAUCAUUCAAAGGAUCGAGAUAAGAGCAAGGAGAAGUCAGUUAAAAGGCCCACCAGUCCCAAAAGGAGCCCCAAAAGGCCAAGUCCGAGUCGCAGUAGCUCGGCUAGCAAGACAGAGGACAAGAGCCAGGUGCCACCGGUGGUUGCCAAUGAGAAGAGUGGCAGCAGCAAGAAGAUGAAGAAGGAGAAAAAAGAGAAGAGUCAUGAGAAGGAUAGGGAUCGAAAGGAGCACAAGAAAGACACUGUGAGUGCAGAGAAGGUCACAACGACGAAGGCAGUGAGUGAGAAAAGUGAUUUGGGCAAGAGUGUCAAGGAGGUGAGUCAGGGACCAAAGGAACUCAAUGUACGAGAGAAACUCAAAGACAUCAUCAAGACACCGCCAGAGAUCACAGUCACUGCAGAAGUCCCCAAAGCUCAGACACAGCAGGAAAGGCGAGUGGAGAAGCACGAGAAAGAGAGUGAGCGAAAGCACAAACACAAGAAAAAGGACAAAAGUGGGAGUAGCAAGGAGAAGAAGAAAGAUAAAGGUGGCUCAAGUUCAAAGUCGCGAGACGAUGUCAACUCCACACCCACAAAAUCUUCUUCCAAAGCUUCCCAAGAGAGUGCAAAGCCUCAUCCGGCUUUUACUGGCCAGGAUACUGGAAAGAAGACCACAACUCCACUGGACAAAUUGUACAAUGAGUUGGGAGAAGGAGGAACCAGUGAUUCGGACAUGGAUAGUCCAACGUCGGAGAAAACUGAUGUAACGGCAACAGGGAUUCAUGAGAAUUCCAAUAGUAGUGCUCAAGAUGUAACAGCUCCCAAACCUGAAGAGAUAAAGAGCACAAAGAAAAGGGGAGAGAAGAAGUCCAGUGCUGAGAAAAAGAAGAAACGCAAUCGAGAGGAUGGAAGUGAGAAUCCAAACACUACAGGUGGCAAGGAUAGUCCAGCAAUCAGCAAGAUGGACCCUCCAACUAAGAUUCCCAGACGCAGUGGUGAUGAUCUGUACAAAAAUGGCGAUGCAGGCACACCAAACUUCCCAGGUACACCGGCCGAUGAAGGAUCAUCCUAUCGGUCUGGUAGUGCAACUUCCGGAGGCAGCAUAUCCAGCACUGGAGCUAAUCCACCGCUCUCCAUGGACUACAUGUCUGAACUGAAGGAUCUGCAGCACAAGAUUAUGACACUGCAGGACAACAAUGAGCUGCAGCAGGUGGUGGAGAUGAUUGCGGCAACUGGUCAGUAUGAGAUAACCAGUAAGACCUUUGACUUUGACCUGUGUGCCCUUGAUAAGGACACAGUGCAGAGAUUGCAGGAAUUCUUUGCCACGUCGUGACGUACAGAAAUUAAUUCCUUCGGCGGAGACUGAACAUCUCCCAUGAGAAUUCUCCAAAACUCAUUUCAUUUUCUGUUUUUUUUUUGCCCUUAACUCUCGAGACAUAAUGUUUGUAAAACUGAUAUUUUUUGUCUUGUGUGUUUGUGAAUAUUUUAUUUGGCAACUUUUUUUUUAAAUCUUUUUUUUUAAACUUUAGCAUCACCUCUAUUUAUCACCAUUUUCAUGCACCUUAUUUUUUUAUUUUUUUGGUAAGCAAAAAAAGAAAAUUACGAAAGUAAUUUUUAUGGUAGAAAAGUUUAUUCUGAAGACAAAUGUAGCAUUUUGCGGUAGAAAAAAAAUUCAUCUAAUUCAGGGUACAAUUCUGCGUAGAGAAAUUUUUUAUGCCUUUUUGUGAAUUGCAUUUUUUUUGUAUUUGCAGUUAACAUAAUUACAAAAUGAAUAUUGAAAAUAUCGCUGAUGAAUAAAAUGAUUGCAAGAGGCAGGUUAAUUGUAAAAUUGGAAGGACAUAAGGAGGUUUCACGAAACUAAAAUGUUUCAUUAACUUUGUGAAGUAGUUUCGUUUCUUUGAAAUUGAAAUAUUUAAAAUUUACUAAAAAUUGUCACUUCCAUGCUCCUUCAGUGCUUUCAUACAAAUCAAUGAAAUAUUCUAAAUAAAAUAGCAAUAUUUUUCUUGUAUUGCCAAAAAUAUGUAAAUGCUUCAUCUCACAAUUUUUUUUUGAAACAAAAAUUAUAUAUGUGCUUGAAAUUGCUCCCAACCAACAAUUGUAUUGUCAAAAGUUUGAUUUAUGUUUAUAAUUAUUUUUGUGAAAUAAAUUAGAAAAAAAAGAUUACAAAUAGUUGAUAAAAGAUCUUCAAA